AUGGAUAUUAAUGUAGUUUAUUUUGAUCACCAAAUUACGGCCCGUUCAAUCGCCGGAGAUUAUUAUUUGGGGGGAUACUCAACAUAUAAAGAUGUAAUAAUUGGACAAACAAGACGUACAGCCCAGAAAAUUCCAGUCAGAGCUCCACCAGUUGUUGAGAAUGUGACAACUGAAAGCAGCAACAUCUUGAAAUCAUCAAAUUCUAUAACAUUUGGAAUUUCAUAUACUGAUCUCGAUGCAACAGAUAAUAUUACUGCCUUCUAUAAGAUUGAUGAUGCUGCUAAUUACACACAAUACAAUGAAACUUUCCAUAUUACAUCUUCAACUGGAACACUCACUCUUACAUGUGAUUUACCAAGUGAACGCACUUUAGGUGAGCAUAAAAUAUAUGUCAUGCUUGUAGAUUCGAAUGAUUUUGAAUCUAACACAGAUAAAUUCCUGAAAUUCUACAUUAGGGAAAAACCACAACUCACUAUUGAUUCUAUUGACAAAUUAUAUUAUCUUCCAGGUGAAUCGUUCAUUGCAACUAUCAGCAUUAGCGACCAAGAUCAAUCUGAUUCUGAGAAGAUCGAAUAUCGUCUUGAAAGUGCAUCUGAAUAUACAACACUCAGUGAAGGUGUUUCAGCAUCUAAUAGUAUAAGGUUGCCAUCAAUCACUAUUCCAGAAAAUUCUUCAUCUAGCCCGCUUAAAUACAUGAUACGUGUUACAGAUUCAUAUGGCUUUUCUGACGAAAAAUCUAUUGAUGUUCCUCUCCACUUUAAGCCAACAAUCACAAUUGAUGAGAUACCAACCAAAGAAUCAUUUGUUCAUGGUGACAAUAUUAUUAUUCACGGCAAAGCAACAGAUGAAGACGAAGAUGAUGUUGUUACAAUUACAUUAAAUGUCAACAAUGAUCAUUAUACAACAACAGUAUUAGCUAAUGGAACUGAUAAGAGUUUCUCUUUUAAUGUUCCUGUUAAACAAGAAUAUGCAAUUGGAACACUCUCCAUCACCGUCACAGGUGUUGACUUAUACAGUUUAGAUUCUAAUCAAGUCGAUCUUUCUAAGCCAUUGUAUUUCAUCCCAGUUAUUACAUCUGUCCAAACUGUUGACCAACAAUAUGUUUCACCAUCUAACACGAUCAAGAUUAAAGUAUCCAUCCAGGAUUUAGACUCAAAUGAUCAACUGACAGUUUAUUACAAACGUCAGUCAGACACCGAAUUCACAUCAUUGCCAGCUCUUCAAACAGCAGACAGAGAAGGAACUUUCGACAUCCCAAUCUCAGAAACUGCUACUACAGGUGAUUUCACAAUCACUUUCAAGGUCACAGAUAGCCAUUCGCUUACAUCUCAGCCAUCACCAUUUGUUGUACAGGUCAGAAUUCCUCCAAAGGUUCAAGAUCUUAGUCCAGAAAAACCAUUCUUUUCUCGUGGCGAGUCUGUUGUUGUCAAAGGAAACAUUGUCGAUCCAGACUCUAAUGAUGAAUUUACAAUCACAAUUAAGUUUGGUGAUUUAACUAAUAGUAAGACAGUUCAAUCCGCAGGAGAAACAACACCAUUCUCUAUUCCUUUAGAUAAUGUUCCUAUUGGUGAUUUAACAGCCGAAAUAUCUGCUGUUGACAAAUUUGGUUUUGAUUCGAACAAACCAACUGUUGCUGUCAAAGUCAGAGUUGCGCCAGUAAUUUCAGAUCUUUCCAUUGCAGCCAAUAAAUACAAGAGAGGUGAUGAAAUUACAUUAACUUUCAAAUUACUUGAUGAAGAUAUCAAUGAUUACGUUACAUUUACUGGUGACAUUAGUUCUGCAGCUUUCAAAGAUGAAAACCAUGUUCCAACAACAACAACAGCAAGAGAAACAACAUUGAAGGUUGUGAUUCCAGAAGAAUCAAAGUCAGGAGAAGAUUUAGUUCAUCUCAAAGCUAUUGAUUCCCAAGGAUUGGUUUCGAAUGAAUUAGAACAUCAGAUUUACAUACUCUCCAAUCCAUCAGUUAAAUACGAAGGUAAGAGCAAUGAUGGAAACUCCAAGCCAUACGAUAAUGUAACAAUUUACUUCUCAGUUACAAAUCCAGAUCCAGAUGAAACAGUCAGUGUUUACAUCAAGAUCGAUAGUGGGGAAAAGAUCUUCGUAGGAAAUGUUACAUCUCCAGCUGAAGAUGUCAAACUUAACUACACAUAUACAGUUCCAGGAAAUCAGCCAAAUGGAACAAUUCCAUUCACAAUCAUUGCAGAAGAUGAUAGUGGCCUCUCUAACACAACAAAUGGAGACAUUACAAUUGUCGAUCAUCCACCAAUUACUGUUCUUAAUAAGAACAUCAAGACAGUGAAACAAAAUGAUACAGUCACAAUUGAUUUUGAUGUCAAAGACUUAGAUCCUGGUGAUACUGUUUCUGUCUACCUUGUAAUUAGUCGUGAAGAUUCUUACUCGAAAGAAUACGUUCUUUUUGAAAAAGAUGCUACACAACAAGAAUUUGUAAGUCAUCAUGUAAACAUUACAAUCCCUGAGGACAUGCAGGAUAACGAGUACAAGCUUUCAAUCAAGGCAAUUGAUAGAGCAGGACUCGAAUCAACCGAUGAAAAUAAGAUUCUCGUCAACUCAAAGGCCCAAUUUGGUCAAGAUGGUUCAUCAUCCAAAUUUGAGAUUCUUGUUGACAGGAAAUGGGUCGUAGUUGUUAUAAUCGCAUGUGUGUUGGUGUUGGUAUUGAUAAUUGUAUUAAUUAUCAUUAUCGUAUGCAUCCCACCAGUUGUCGAGAAAGAAGAGGAUUCUAUUGAACAAGUCGAAGAAGACUACCCUGAAAAAGAGGAUUCCGGUGAGACUGUUGAUAUAAGCUCGGAUGAUGUUGUGUUUGAUGAAGGUGAACCAUUGGAAGACUCAGGUGAAUCGUUCUCGGUUUCCUCAGAAGAUGUCGACAUUGAUCAAUUUUAA
Molecule: messenger RNA, 2898 nt
Organism: Trichomonas vaginalis G3
Lineage: Eukaryota; Parabasalia; Trichomonadida; Trichomonadidae
Product: immunoglobulins domain-containing protein
Exons: 1
Coding region: 1-2898 (965 amino acids)
Biological process (GO): homophilic cell-cell adhesion
Cellular component (GO): membrane
Molecular function (GO): calcium ion binding
Source: RefSeq, a predicted model, not a curated record